GGCUCUUGCCAAGUGGCCUGCGCUCUGUCGCGAGGGUGAGCCACCAUUUCUAGAUUCACUUGGCCACGAUGGUGCAAAAGGAAGAGCGCAGUCCCUUGUAUAGCAGUAAUGGUGUGGCUGUCAUGCGAUCUGCCUCCGUGGAGCGGCGGCAAUCCACGAAGUGGUGGUGGGUGAUGCCAAUGUACGGGUUCCCAGUCUUGAUGCUGUUGAACAUGGUGAUGCUGGCGGUGUUGGCAGUCCAGUUGCAUCGCUCAAACUCACUUCAAUCCCGCUUCGCCGACAGCAUGGACACACCUGCCGCGGCUGCCAUGUAUCACACCCGUGGCGGCGGUAUCAUCGCCGCGUUGUUGCCAAUCAAGUUCGCCGUGGACCACGUCACCCCCUACAAGGACCAGGCACGUCGAGGAACAUGCUGGGACUUUAGCACGAUCGGAGCAUUGGAGCAGUCGUACCGCAAGCACGGCGUCGCCAAGGGAUGGCUAGACUCGAACGAGUACGUAUCCUUCUCGGAGCAGGCGUACGGUAUUGAAGUGAUGGAGUUGUGCACUGGGCCCGUCGACUCGCCGCAGCAGCAAGCAUGCCGCAUCGCUGGCGACAACGUUUGGCGCAACUCGACCGAGGGCGGGGAGGUGCCGCUGCUGUACUACCUUCACAAAGGCCUCAAGGAUUCAGUGUUCCCGACCCGCGUUUGUCCGUACACGUCCUCUCCGGGCCACGACUGGGACUGCCCCGAGCUGGACGACGCGUUCGUCCGGAAGUCCAACCCGCUGUCGUUCACAGUCAACGACAUGGGCACGUUCUACGACCAAGCCAGCAUCAAGCACAAGUUGGUGCAAAGUGGACUGGCCAUGCCGGUAUCAACCACGCUUGUCUCCGUCCAGCACAUGUAUCCGUGUGUGGGCAAGUUUCUUGCGAACGACCCUCGCUGCGACGCCGCGACUUGUCAACUCUGUCCGCCUGAACUACCCAUGGCCACGUGCUGCGUCCCCGCCGACAGCACGCGCGGCCAAAACAUGGACGGGGAGUUCCUCGCGCAUUCUGGCAUGCAAGUUGAAGGCGGGCAUGGAAUGCUUGUGGUGGCGUAUAACGACCUGUUUCGCACGCGUGAAGGCGCGACGGGGGGGUUUGUGGUCAAGAAUUCAUGGCAAGAUGGGUGGCAAGGCAGCCACUCGAUGGCGUAUUGGAUGCAGGACGUUUCCGAAUGGGACGACCGCGUCGUGUGCCCUAACAGCUUCAAUCCCUUCAACUGGUACGUCCCCACGCAAGACGACGGCGUCGUGGACAUCGCCGCGUGCUUGUCGGACGACUCGGUACAGUACGCCGCCCUCAACCGCCAGCCGUUGCACUUGACCUGCGUCGACGAUGCGUAUUGCGUGCCUGGACGCGUCUACUUUGCGAAGAACCGGACCUCAUAUGGCGAUCGCAUGCAUGUCAUGUGCUUUUGGGAGUACGACCCGACAGUCAAAUCCUCGAAGCAUGUGUGCUUGCCGCCCAUGCUUCAGGAAACCAUCGCCCGCACGUUCGAACCGGACGAGGUUUACGAGAAUGACUCGGACCUGUGUGGGUUUUACUUUUUGCCGUACGAUACCAUCAGUCAAGUGUCGGCGCUGUUUCAAGGGUUCUUCGUCAACAGCUUUGACGUCAAGUGGGCCCCGCAGUCGUACCUCGCGAACCGCGAGAAGUUCCCCCACCUCAACUACUCGCUCGUCCAAGCCUCCACGUUUACGCAGCACUCAUCCAGCCGCUUUGAUGGUCCUUUUCCAUUUGCGCACAAGUAUAAACCUAUGAACCAACUCACGCAGCACCGCCGCCGCCAUUAA
Molecule: messenger RNA, 1820 nt
Organism: Aphanomyces astaci
Lineage: Eukaryota; Oomycota; Saprolegniomycetes; Saprolegniales; Verrucalvaceae
Exons: 6
Coding region: 69-1820 (583 amino acids)
Source: RefSeq, a predicted model, not a curated record